Molecule: messenger RNA, 666 nt
Organism: Culex quinquefasciatus (southern house mosquito)
Lineage: Eukaryota; Metazoa; Arthropoda; Insecta; Diptera; Culicidae
Exons: 2
Coding region: 72-665 (197 amino acids)
Source: RefSeq, a predicted model, not a curated record
UUUGGUAACGAAAACAUCCAAAUUACAAGUGAAAAAUUGAAAGCAGAAAACCUUGUAAAAAUACUCUCAAAAUGUCCAACACCAAUCCGAUUCAUUCAGUUCAGAACACUUUUGAACUGUUUGCCGAUCCCGUACACUUCCCCAUAACGAUCGGCAACGAAAACUUCAUCAUCACCCAGCAGGACCAGCGGAACAUCCUAGACCGGCGAACCUGGUACCUAACCCACAUCCCGAAUCAACUGCCACCCACGCAGCAUCCUCCCCUGCCCCAGAACGACCUUCCCCAGCUUCCCCAGCUGCUCCAACAACUCGUAACCAUUCUGGGUCAGCUGCAAUCGGGAGACGGUGCCCUACCUCCGGAACCGUUCCGAUUUCACUACGAGAAGCAAACCUCAACUGAAGAUUUGGCCUACCAUUUGCGCCGGAUUGGCCUGCCGAUGGAACCAACGACCCUGGUGAAGCACGUCCACUUUGUGGUAGAUCGGACCUCCCGGGACAAGGGAACUGGCACGGUGGAUGUUACGACGUUGAGUCCGGAUGAAAACCGGAUGGUUUGUGAGUCGGACGAGGGACAUGCUGAAAAUUCCGAAGGGAGUCGUGAAGUGGUGGGUGGUGCGCUGGAUCGAAUUAGGAGGGCGAAGGAAGCUGGUGGAAAUUUUUGGUGAC